AUGAGGGGCUUGGCUUUCCCUUCGAACGCAGCAGUUGAUCGGGAGCCCUCGUAUGAGACCGGCACCCCAAUCAGCAUUGUCGACGACAUACCCAUCGACCCAGCACUCGGCGGCGCCGCCAUCGACCCCGCAUUGAUGAUGGAAGACGAGGGUCCAAAUGUUGCACAGCAGCCUCCCCCCGAAAAUCAACAUCUUCAGCCUCCGCAGCCCCCACAAGACGAUUAUCAAGCGCGACAAUACUCAGAAGGGCCCCAGGGCGAUCCAUUCGCACCCCAAAUCCCGGUUCCCUACUUCCCCAUGGAACAGGAGCAGCCUCCACCCCCACCGAAGCCGAAGCGGAAACGCAAAAUAGUUCGUGAGGAGGAGUGCAGCUUUUGUGGCGGGAAAGAUACGAAUAACAAGCAUAAUGAGCCUGAGGCGCUAAUCACCUGCCAUGAGUGCGGCCGAAGCGGACACCCUAGUUGUAUGCAACUUGAGCGGCUAUCCGACGUGGUUCGUACCUAUCCUUGGAAGUGCAUCGAGUGCAAGAACUGCGAAGUUUGUCAAGAAAAGGGCGACGAUGACCGUAUCCUGUUCUGCGACUGGUGUGAUCGAGGCUGGCAUAUGGACUGCAUGGAUCCACCGCUCCUAACAGCGCCAGAGGGAGAGUGGCAUUGCCCCGAAUGUCCGCCUGUCGUACCAACAGACCAGCUACCACCGCCGCCUGAACAGUACGCCGUGCUAAUGCCCGAAGAACCCCACGUCCAGUCGCCCAUACCGUCCAUGAGAGAGACGUCCGUUGCGUCGACUUCACGGUCAGCCAUCGUCCCCGAUCCGCCUGUGACGGCGCCGAAGAGCAGGUCAAGGAAGAAGGCGCCCGCGAAGCCGAGGGUACGGGCACCGACGAGGGCAGCAGCAGCAGCGGACGAUGGGGAGGCGUCGGACAUCGACAACUCUGUCGCGGUCGACGAGACGCCUACAGUCGCACUGCGGGCACGCGGGCGGACUUCAAGGGGCGGAGCUGCUGCUGCGUCUACGUCGACGGCGAAGGGCAAGGCGCGUGCGCCGUCGACGAGCUCGGAGGACGAGCCGGCGCCUGCACGGCCGCUCAAGCGGAGACGUGCCCCGGCGCGCCAGCCGAGCCCUACCCCUGCUGCCCCGCUGCCCCGCGUCCGCCUGCGCAUACCGGCACAAAGGGGCAAGGGCAAGGAGCGCGAGGAGGAUGAGCACGGGAUGUUCGAUGAUAUAUUGGCCCCUGAGGAACGCGACACGACCAAGACGAAGGUCUUAAAUAUAGACAAGGUGUACUUCGAGCGGAGCCGGCUUGCUGCUGAGGACAAACUCGCCCCACCACCACCUCCACCAACCGCCUCCUCCUCCCGCACACCCGCCCCGGAUGAGCCCCUCUCCGCGCGCUCACGUCCCCUCCGCUCAUCCACCCUCCACACACCCCUCAAGCGGCCCGACCUCGACCUCUCCUCCUUCUCCCUGCACUCGAACUCCCCUGCACCUUCAACCCCCGGCGGCGCGCCCCAAUACCCCAAAUUCGACCCGGGGACCUUACGUAUUCGUUCGAUCCGGUUCGGCCCCUGGGAGAUCAAGACGUGGUACGACGCGCCGUUCCCUGAGGAGUACGCGACGAUACCGGAUGGCCGCCUGUGGAUAUGCGAGUUCUGCUUGAAGUAUAUGAAGAGCCGGUUUGGGGCGGUCAGGCAUCAGAUGAAGUGCAAGACGAGACAUCCGCCUGGGGAUGAGAUCUAUCGAGAUGGGAACGUAUCUAUAUUCGAAGUCGACGGGCGGCGGAACAAGAUCUACUGCCAAAACCUCUGCCUCCUCUCCAAGAUGUUCCUCGACCACAAGUCGCUCUUCUACGACGUCGAGCCGUUCCUCUUCUACGUCAUCACACAGGUCGACGAGUUCGGCGCGCGCUUCGUGGGGUACUUUAGCAAGGAGAAGCGCUGUCCCAAGGACUAUAACUUGAGCUGUAUCAUGACCCUCCCUGUUAGGCAGAGACAGGGGUGGGGGAAUUUUGUUAUUGAUUUUAGUUAUCUCUUGUCGAAAGUGGAACAGAGGCUUGGGUCUCCGGAGAAGCCGCUCUCGAGUCUUGGUGCGCUGGGGUAUAAGAACUAUUGGACGCUGGCGGUUAUGCGAUUUCUUGCGACGGCGCCCGAUAACGUCAAGUUGGAAGAAAUCAGCUCCGCGACCUCCAUGACCCACGAAGACGUCUGCAACACGCUCAUCCAGCAAAACAUGAUCUUCAUCCGCGAGCCCACGCCGCCUCCCAUCAAGCCCUCGCCCGGGCAGGCCAUCAAGUAUCCCAAAGGGCGCAAGAACGGCAUCGCCCGCCGACAGCUCCAGCGCCUCCAAUCCCAACAGCACCUCCAGGACAAGGACGGCUCCGGCGACAGUAAGGGACGCCCCUUCGCGCUACCGAAGCACUACGAGAUCCAUUUCGACCGCGCAAAGGUGCAAGAGUACCUGAGCAAUUGGGAGAAGAAGGGGUACAUGAGGCUGAAGCCGGAGAAGCUGCAGUGGACGCCUUAUAUUGUGAGCCGGACGAGUCAGGAGGCGGGCGUGGCGGGUGAUCAGCCGGCGAUGGAUACGGUGAGGGAUGAGCAGGGCCGGACGCCGUUCGUGCUUGAGGAUGGGGAUGGUGCUGGGCAGAGGCAGCAGGAGAGGAGCCAGACGAGUACGGAGCCGACGACGCCUGCACCGGCUAAUGGGAGACGGAGGAGAGUGGAGGAGGCGGAGGAGGAGGAGGAGAGGGACGAAGGGAAGAGGGACGAGCUGCCAAGUAUGGUGGUGGAUAGGACGUCCUCGCCUGAACCUGAGCCUGAACCACUGGUGAGAACGAGGACGAGAUCAGGAGGAGUCAAGUCGGCGACGAAGGAGAAGGAGGCCCAUCCUCGGCCAAGGAAGACCUCCCGGGCACGCUCGCCGUCGCCUACACCUCUCGCCCCCUCUGCCUCACGACGAACACGCUCGACCAACUCCAAUCUACCCGCACCUCCCGUGCCCGCCGUCAUCGUAGACGAACCACGCUCGACACGGCGGAGCAGCAACAACAAUUCGAGGCGACCACCACCACCACCAAAGGGAACAGCGGCCAACCACGACGACGCGGCACUUGCUGCGAAGCUCGCGGCGGAAGAGGAGAAGCAGCGACCAACGCGGAUGCUAAGAUCGAGGAGGAGCGAGUCGCAGGUGGAGAACAAGAAGCCGGUGUCGAUGGUGGUCGUGCCGAUACCGUCGCCCACGAAACCCCCGCCGCCACGUAAACGGAGGAGGAUCGAGUCGUCGCCUGAGGUGGAGGCAGUGGAGGCGCCGUCUCCGUCUCCGUCUCCGCCCCCGCCAGAGCCGGAACCUGAGGAGCCGCCUGAGCCUGAAGAGACGCUGGAGGACGAGGAGGACGCACCGAUGGAUGUGGAUCAGGCAGAAGCAGGGUUACCUCUAGUGAAUGGGCACUGUCAGGAGGAGGAAGAGGAAGAAGGGUCGUCGCCGGUUGGGGUGGAGAUGGAGACGCUGACGCCGGAGAACACCGACGCGACGACGCUGGUGGAUGUGCAGAACGGGUCAGCGACGACGGAGGAGCCCGAGGAGGAGGCGGAGGUGAAGGGACGGGCGGAGGAUGUGGUGGUGUUCAUGGGCGGUAAAUUUUCGCCGUACCGGGCGGUGCACGCGGAGAGUGAUAUCCGGUCUACGCUGAUGGCUGUUGUGGUUGAUGACCUGCACGACGAGGAUGCAGACGGGGAGUACGAGGAGGACGCGGACGGAGAGGUGGACCCUGAGUUUAUGUAA
Messenger RNA from Cyclocybe aegerita, 3777 nucleotides. The record is from the annotation of a GenBank genome assembly. NCBI's taxonomy places the organism in Eukaryota, Fungi, Basidiomycota, Agaricomycetes, Agaricales, Hemipholiotaceae.